Messenger RNA from Anolis sagrei ordinatus, 1859 nucleotides. It is a transcript of the gene QRSL1, whose product is annotated as glutaminyl-tRNA amidotransferase subunit QRSL1. Gene Ontology annotation, biological process: mitochondrial translation; glutaminyl-tRNAGln biosynthesis via transamidation. Lineage: Eukaryota; Metazoa; Chordata; Lepidosauria; Squamata; Anolidae. Gene Ontology annotation, cellular component: mitochondrion; glutamyl-tRNA(Gln) amidotransferase complex. The record is from RefSeq and is a predicted model, not a curated record. Gene Ontology annotation, molecular function: glutaminyl-tRNA synthase (glutamine-hydrolyzing) activity.
CGGCGCCCAUGAGCCUGUUCGGGCACUACCGGGAGGCAGGGACGGGUGCCGAAUAGGGCUUCGCGGAACGUUCCGCCCGGCUCCGCGAGGAAGAUGCUGCGCGCUUCGAUCCGAGAGAUUUCUGCAGCACUAAAGGAAGGCCAAGUAAGUCCAACAGAGCUCUGUCAGAAGUGUCUCUCCCUCAUAAAAGCCACCAGAUUCCUUAAUGCGUACAUCACUGUAGCAGAAGAGACAGCAUUAAAGCAGGCUGAAGCAUCGGAAAAGAGGUACAAGAAAGGUCAGAGUCUAGGACCUUUAGAUGGUGUUCCUGUUGCUGUGAAGGAUAACUUCAGUACAGCUGGAAUUGAGACAACAUGUGCGUCCCUUAUGCUAAAAGGAUAUGUCCCCCCUUUCAAUGCAACAGUUGUCCAGAAAUUACUGGAUCAAGGAGCUAUACUUCUUGGAAAAACAAACCUAGAUGAAUUUGCUAUGGGCUCAGGGAGUACAGAUGGAGCCUUCGGACCAGUUAGAAACCCCUGGAGUUACUCUCGACAGUACAAGGGGAAAUGCCUGCAAAACCCUAAGGCUCAAAAUGAAGACGGCAACUGGUUGAUAACUGGUGGGAGCUCAGGAGGCAGUGCUGCUGCAGUGUCAUCUUUCACGUGCUUUGCGGCACUGGGUUCUGAUACAGGCGGAUCCACCAGAAAUCCAGCUUCUCUCUGUGGAGUUGUCGGGUUGAAGCCAACCUAUGGCCUAGUUUCCCGUCAUGGUCUUAUUCCACUUGUUAACUCUAUGGAUGUACCGGGCAUUUUAACAAGAUGUGUAGACGACUCAGCCACCAUAUUGGGUAUCCUUGGUGGCCAUGAUCUGAAAGACUCUACGACCGUGCAGGACCCCUUUCAGCCGUUUCAGCUGCCCAGUUUGACAGAGCUGAAAAAUCUUUGCAUAGGCAUACCAAAGGAAUACAAUGCACCGGGACUGUCCCGUGAAACACUGAUGCUCUGGUCCAAGACAGCUGACCUUUUUGAGAAAGCUGGUGCCAAUGUGGUUGAGGUGAGCCUCCCCCACACCUCUUACUCCAUCGUCUGUUACCACGUUCUGUGUGCAGCAGAAGUAGCAUCAAACAUGGCUCGGUUUGAUGGUUUAGAGUACGGACAUCGGAGCAGUGUUGACAAAUCAACUGAAGCCUUGUAUGCAGCGACACGCAGAGAAGGCUUUAAUGAUGUUGUAAGGGGAAGAAUUCUAUCAGGAAACUACUUCUUGCUAAAACAAAACUAUGAGAAAUAUUUCCUCAAAGCCCAGAAAGUAAGAAGGCUCAUUGCCACUGAUUUUUCAAAAGUUUUCAGUUCUGGGGUUGAUGUUUUGCUCACUCCCACUACUCUCAACCACGCUGUGCCAUACAGAGAGUUCAUCAAAGAAGACAACAGGACCCGCAGUACACAGGACGACAUUUUCACUCAGGCUGCCAAUAUGGCUGGGCUGCCGGCUGUAAGUGUUCCUUCUGCCCUCUCAGAGGAAGGCUUGCCAAUUGGGCUGCAGUUCAUUGGCCGUGCUUUCCAUGAGGCACAACUUCUUACAGUGGCCAAAUGGCUUGAAAACCAAGUGCAGUUCCCUGCCAUACAGCUAGAAAGGAUAAUGGAUCAUCUUGACCUUGUCUCUCACCAGGAACAGUCUGCAUUUUAUUCAUGAAGCGUGACUGGAGGACUUAUUCAGUAAAGAGGGCGGGAGGCGAGGGAGAUUGUGGGGCAUCCAAAGCAUUGUGUUUUGAAUGUAGGUGCAAGUGACAGCUUUCUGAUUUAAGAGCUUUGAACAGAAAUAGAAGCUCAAAGCCUCCAAUAUAUUUUCUGUGCAAUGAAAUUGCCAUGAGAUGUGGAACUUGA